Messenger RNA from Striga hermonthica, 1677 nucleotides. Lineage: Eukaryota; Viridiplantae; Streptophyta; Magnoliopsida; Lamiales; Orobanchaceae. The record is from the annotation of a GenBank genome assembly.
AUGGUGGUGAACUCUAUACGCGCCCUGACAGACAAGAAAUGGGACGCGCUUGUCAUUGGCGGAGGUCACAAUGGCCUCGCUGCCGCCGCCUACCUUGCCCGAUCCGGCCUCUCCGUCGCUGUCCUCGAGCGCCGCCACGUCAUUGGUGGCGCCGCCGUUACCGAGGAGCUCAUCCCAGGCUUCAAGUUCUCCCGCUGUAGCUACCUCCAGAGUCUCCUUCGCCCCGCUGUCAUCAAGGAACUGGAGCUAGCGAGGCAUGGACUAAAGCUGUUGAAGAGGAGCCCAUCUUCUUUCACGCCAUGCGUGGAUGGACGUUAUCUUCUUCUUGGUUCUGAUAAAGAGCUCAACUAUUCUGAGAUUUCGAAGUUCUCCAAACACGAUGCUGAGGCUUACCCGAGGUAUGAGAAUCUUUUGGAGAAGUUCUGUGCGUUCAUGGAUCCACUUUUGGAUUCAACUCCUCCUGAAAAGUUGCAAGAAGGUUCAUCAUUUAAUGCUCGUAUGAAGGAUAAUCUGCAAAAGUCUAUCUUUUGGGCGCACUUACUAAGGCGUGCGGCUUCCAUGGGGCAAAAUGAUCUUCUGGAAUUCGUGAACCUUUUGUUGUCCCCUGCAUCAAAAGUUUUAAACAACUGGUUUGAGGCUGAUGUUCUAAAAGCGACACUGGCAACAGAUGCAGUUAUAGGGACCACAGGAAGUAUCAAUACACCUGGUGGUGGAUAUGUUUUGCUGCAUCACAUGAUGGGAGAAACUGAUGGUGAACGUGGAAUUUGGUCGUAUGUUGAGGGUGGAAUGGGAUCUGUGUCCUUGGCCAUUUCUAAUGCUGCUAGAGAAGCUGGUGCUACUAUAAUUACUGAGGCUGAAGUAUCCAAAUUGAUGAUAGAGGAUUCGGGCAGAGUCUCUGGGGUUUUGCUGGCUGAUGGUACCAAAGUAUGCUCUUCUGUUGUUUUAUCAAAUGCAACCCCGUACAAAACGUUCGUGGAUUUCGUACCACAUGAUGUCCUUCCUGACGGUUUUCUUGGUGCUGUCAAGAACUCUGAUUACAGCUCUGCAACUACCAAAAUUAAUCUGGCGGUUGACAAAUUGCCACAGUUUCAUUGCUGCAAGUUGAAUGGCUCUGGGGCCGGUCCUCAGCAUAUGGGCACUAUUCAUAUUGGCUGUGAGAGUAUGGAGGAGAUCGACUCUGCAUGUCGGGAUUAUUUGAAUGCAAUGCCAUCUCGAAGGCCUAUAAUUGAGAUGACAAUUCCUUCCGCAUUGGAUAAUACUAUUUCUCCACCUGGGAAGCAUGUGAUUAAUCUAUUUAUUCAGUACACACCUUAUAAACCUAAUGAAGGAAGCUGGGAAGAUCCUGAAUACAGAAAAUCAUUUGCUCAAAGAUGCUUUGAUCUUAUUGAAGAAUAUGCCCCGGGUUUUAACUCAUCAAUUAUUGGCUAUGACAUGUUGACUCCACCAGACCUCGAAAAAGAUUUUGGUUUAACAGGAGGUAAUAUCUUUCAUGGUGCUAUGAGAUUAGACUCCUUGUUUCUCAUGCGGCCUGUGAGCGGAUGGUCAAACUACAGGACACCAUUAAAAGGCCUGUAUCUGUGUGGGAGUGGAGCUCAUCCAGGGGGCGGGGUUAUGGGUGCCCCAGGACGUAAUGCUGCGCGUGUGGUCAUACAAGAUGUUAACGAGUCUACCGUGUGA